Molecule: messenger RNA, 1026 nt
Organism: Camellia sinensis
Lineage: Eukaryota; Viridiplantae; Streptophyta; Magnoliopsida; Ericales; Theaceae
Source: RefSeq, a predicted model, not a curated record
UCGACUAAAAACUGCAUUGUUUUUCGAGACAGGAUCCAAGAACAGAUUCGAAAAGGAAGUUUGAAGUUCUCAGCUAAAACAGAAAAAGCCAUGGGAAUUGACAGGGAUCCCUUUCCAGAAGUUGGAGAGGCAGCAGCCAAUGUCAUUACAUCAGACUUCCAGAACUUGUCCUUGACAGAAUUGGAGGAAGUCAAUGUGCAGAUGCAUGUUGCUAAUCAAACCAACAUCAAGAAGAAUACUAGAAGCCCACCAGUUAUUGAACAGGGUUUCUCGCACCAGAGGGAACACUCUGAUGAAGAAUCACUGGAUGAUGAUUCUUUAGAAGCAGCGGUGAUGCAGAGAAUGUGCCCCAGGUGCAGACUCAGUUACAAGUGGUUGAAGGGGCUUCCAACUGAUGGGAAGCAAUACUACAGGGAUGUUCAGAGACGUCCUAAGUCAACCAAUGCUUACAACAAAAGGCCGUAUCCGGGUAGUGAUAGGCAGCGACCAUCAAUGGUUGAACCUGCAGUGGACAGAAUGCAUGCUAAAGGCAAGAGGUCCUUGUAUGAGUCUAGACCACCUAACUACUACAGAGUAGAAAGCAACCAUUCUGAAAGAAGAUUGGGGAAGAGUUCAGGUUACGGGAUUAAAGCCAGGGAUUGGCCUCCUAGACUAACCUCACGCAGAACUGAAAGUGGCCACUUUCAUCAAAGGCCAGAAACAGACUCGAGACAUGAAGUCAGGAACAAGCAUCUACCUUCACAGCCAGUUUUGAAGGCGGUUUCGAAGGUAGAAAGAAACAGUUCCACAUCUGGAUCAGUAGGAUCGUGGGUGCCUGGAGUCCCAGACUGGUUUGUAAUGCAAAACAAACCUAGGGAAGUGCUUGCUUAUGGAGAUGUUGUAAACCAAGGCAGGAUGAUCAAGCCUCCUAUGGUGGCUCCGAAUAACUGGGUGCUGCUUAAACACCCAAAGACGAGGGAACCAGACAUGGUCCCAGUCAUCUCAAGAUCACAGAGGAGAAAAAUUCAGCGCAGGUACACCCAGUAG